Messenger RNA from Prorocentrum cordatum, 1540 nucleotides. Lineage: Eukaryota; Dinophyceae; Prorocentrales; Prorocentraceae. The record is from the annotation of a GenBank genome assembly.
AGCCACUUGGGCUCGGGCAUGUCGGGGCGCGCUCUGGGGUCGAACGUACCAUGGCACGAGCAGGCCUGCGCGCAAGCGCGCUGGCGGCGUGCGCGGCUGCCGCGGCGCUCCUGGCGGGGCCGCGCGGCUCCCUGGCGCUCAACCGCCUGCUCCUGGAGAGGCACGAGUUGCUGCCCGGGGCAUGCGGCGGCCGCAGGGCCGUGUUGCCCCUGGCGGACCCCCGCGCGUCCCACGUGGCCAGGGUGCUGCGGCUCCAGGACGGGGACACGGUGCGCGUGGGCGUCCUCGAUGGUGGCAUCGACGACGCGGCAGCGGUGCGCUGGCUGUGGCCCGACGGGCGCGAAGACGACGGCGGAAGGUGGAGCGGCCGGGCCUCUCAGGAGCAGCGCCCCGAGCGCCUGCGGCAGGAGACCUUGCACCAAGCGCUGGAGCUCGAAGAGCACCUGCCACAAGCUCUGGAGCUGACCUUCGAUGAGGGCGCACAGAACGGCAUCCCGCCCCCUCGUGUGGACCUCUUGCUGGCCUCGCCAGAGCCUGCGAGGCUCCAGCGGCUGUUGCCCAUGCUGACCCAGCUGGGGCUGGGCACCGUGGUCCUCUGCACCGUGGCCCGGGUCGGUGCGCGCGGGGGCCUCGGCGCGCACUGGCUUCGGAGUUCGGAGGCCGUCCGGGAGCUGCUGGUGCCUGGGCUCGCGCAGUCGGGGGAUGUGAGGGUGCCCAGGGUGGUGGUGGGGGGGCGGCUUCGCCCCCUGCUGCAGCGGGGCGACCUGGAGUCAGCCCUGCAGGCCAGCGGCGCUCGAGCGGCGCGCUUGUACGUCAGCCCGCGGGGCCCGAGGUUCUGCGAGCUGCCAGCCACCGCCGCGCCGCAGGGGGGUCGCCUGCUCGUGGCCGUUGGCCCCGACGGGGGCUGGAGGGACCCAGAGGAGACGGAGAUGCUGUCGGAGGCGGGCUUCUUGCCAGUCAGCACGGGCCCUCGCUGCUUCAACGUGGAGGUCGCGGCGUGCACUGCCCUGGCGCUGUCCUCUGGCGCGAUCCGCCGCUGGGACGACGCUCGCUGAAUGGCAGCUCCCGUUCGCGGGCUCGAGGCUGCGCUGGUCGCAGGACCCCUCUCCAGGCCUCCGACGUCAUCUUGUCCACGACUGGGGCCGCAGACCUCUCGAUUCCUGCCCUGGAGCCAGUUUCGUCGCGGGCCGUGUUUUCGAGGCGCCAGGGCCCCAGACCCGCCUCCAGAGGCCGAGAUCACGGAAGUGUUGCUCCCGACUUUCGAAGCCUAGGUCGCAGCGGCAGACGGAGGCGCUCCCCACCGAGGCUGAGCCUUUCUCCUCAGAAGGCCCCUUGUGCACAGUGCGGUGGUGGUGCACAGCCGCUUUCAGCGCACUUCUCCCGGAGAGCUGCGGGAGGGGAGCAAGCUGGGCCACACCGCCGCGGGCGCCAAUGUCCGCGCUUGCGGCCGCCGCGGGCGCGGAAAGCCCAGUGGUGACGCGGACGCGGCGGCCGAGGCCGCGGCAGAUCCAGCGGACGCGGACGCAGACAUUGCGCGGCC